Molecule: messenger RNA, 1684 nt
Organism: Maniola jurtina (meadow brown)
Lineage: Eukaryota; Metazoa; Arthropoda; Insecta; Lepidoptera; Nymphalidae
Gene: Timp
Product: tissue inhibitor of metalloproteinase
Exons: 7
Coding region: 287-895 (202 amino acids)
Biological process (GO): negative regulation of endopeptidase activity; negative regulation of membrane protein ectodomain proteolysis
Cellular component (GO): extracellular matrix
Molecular function (GO): metalloendopeptidase inhibitor activity; protease binding
Source: RefSeq, a predicted model, not a curated record
GUUAUUGAUGGCAACAGUGGGCGCAUAAUAACUGGUCCGACAGAACGAAACGUUCAGUCACUGAUUGCCCGCUACGCAGAACGCGUGUCGAUUGCGACGCGAGCCGGUAUUGCGCGGGAGCACUCACGAUAAACAGUUUUAAAACACAACAUAACCCUAUCCGAUACAUUUCGAACCCCAUCUAGUGAGUUACAGUGAAGGCCACAAACCAUUGGAUGAACAGUACUAUACCUACUGAAAGUGAAACUGAAACAUCAACGUGUGCAGAUACAUAUCUAAAGGAAGAAUGCUCACAAGACUGCUGACUUUAGCCUUGGUGGCAGGGAGCUGGCGCGUUGCUGAUGCUUGCACGUGUUCACUUGACCAUCCACAGACCCACUUUUGCAAUAGUGAUUUUGUUAUCGUCGGUCGAGUACAAAAAUUAUUCAGAGGAAGUGAUUUCUACGACGCCUACAAAGUGAAAAUCCGAAAUAUAUUCAAAGCAACACCAAAAGCUGCAGUAGCGCUCAAAGCAGGUCGACUACUGACCCCUUCACUCGACUCAUUAUGCGGAGUCACACUUCAGCCUAGAGAGACCUACGUUAUCACAGGUCGCGUAGUUCAGCUGCAGGCGCACAUACAGCUGUGCGGGUACGUGAACAAAUGGCGCGAAGUCACUCCACGACAGCGGAAGGGGUUCAGAUUGCUCUACAAACAAGGCUGCACGUGCAAGGUUCACAUGAACAGGCGUAGUACGAAAUCGCCGAACACUUGCGUGACCGGACGCAGUGCGACCGAAUGCUACGAGCGACACGGCAUUUGCCUGCACGACCGCGCGCGACGCUGCAGAUGGACGAGAGCCCCAGCCCUCACGAGGUGCCUGCAGAAGCAACAUUUCAACGGCACCAUGACUUGAUUCAUCAAACGAUUCGAUCUAAACUAAAUAUUAUUUUGUAACAAACAUUUGUAUAUCUCGACUCGACUCCAUUGAAAUUCCGGUUACCUAUUGUUACUACUAAUUUAUAGAAACACUAAGCCAAAAUCUUCAUCCUAACAUCUUGUAGGUUAGCUAUAGUUUCCUAGGAUAGUGGUACCGUCACAUAACGGCUGUUAUAUACCGUCGAAUGACUCACUUUAAUGUUAUCUAUUGAAACAAGAUGGUGUGAUUUCCACCAAGUGUUUUUGAGAUUUUAAAUUGGGUAUGGAAAAGUGGAAGGUAACAGACGCGGCGCCGUCAGCGAACGGCCUCGGCACUGCUUUCCUAGGAAAGCUUUAGUUCAAGUAAUGUUAUAAGUUCGUACCAGGACGAUUAAACUGAUUAAUAUUUAACUUUAGAAUUGAUCGCAGGAUUGUUUAAAGGAUUAAAGUUCUGGCUAGUCAAGGAGUUAUCUAACUAAUUAACUUUAUUAGAUGAACGUUGGGCAGAAAGCGUGUGGCUAUGACUAUUUCUAUGUGAGAAUGACGCAGUUCGACGAAAUUAUGUAAGACUUUAUAGUGACGAAUUUACUGAAAAUCAUUACCAGUUGUUAUAUUUUGGAAAAUAUUUUAGCGGUUCCAAAUUGUUGUUUUGCAUGGAUUGGACAGAAGUAAAUUUGACGUUAUUUUUUAUUAUUUAUUUUAAGUUAUAUUUAUGGAUAAGUUAAAUCUUGUAAAUUAACAAAAAUAGUGAUUUAAGUAAAUUACAAUAAAGACUUUGAAAAACCAA